GUAGAAAGAGAGAGAGAGAGAGAGAGAGAGUAUAUAUACAUAUAAAUAUAUAUAAUCAUCGAUCAUGAAAAGAGGUGAAAGCUCAGGAGGAGGGCAGAGCUCACUGGGCUAUCUCUUCGGCCCAGAUGCUAAUCAGAAUAAGACACCUGUCAAUUCGCCACGUCAUCCUCCAACCUCGUAUACGCCGCCGCCACCGUACGGAAUUGAUGACGAGAAAGCGGCGCCGCCACCGCCGCCGCCGCAGCACAGAACCAAUAACCCACUCAAUAAGGGCCUAAAUUCUGGGAAACCUCUCACUGGUCGUCUAUCAACAAAGGUUAAAUCCCCACCAGGCGGAGAUUCAUCACUUGGCUAUCUUUUUGGAGAUAAGUCCUAACUGACAGAGCUUUAAUUUUCACAAGAAUUAUAUAAUAAGAAUGAAAAUAUUCAUUCCCCAUAUUUAUAUAAUAUGUAUGUAUAUAAGUUUGGGUAUUUGUAUGUGUCUGUAUGCAGCUUAUAAAUUAGGGUUUGUUUGUAUUAAUUAUACUUUGUAUGGUUUGCAAUUUUAAGAGAUGUGUUGGAAUAUAUGGGUAUUGCGAGAAUAAAUUUUACCAUGAAACCGAGUCGAGGAUGAAUCAAUUUUCUGAAAAUUAGAUACACCCCUGUAGUAUCUCAAGUGGCUGACAUUCUAAUCCAAAGAUAAAACGGUUUCCGUCUCCAAUGAGAGUGACACCUCUAAUCGUUGGAGCUCCGGCGAACAAAACAAGAGAGGAACUGAGCUGGAAAAAUUACCGAAAAGCUAGAAGAGAGGAGAGAAGGAGGAGAGAGUUGUUUGUGUUGGUGUUUAAAAUGAAGGGAGAGAGACCCUUUAUAUAGGCGUCUCCACUCGACCAAAAUGGUAGAGGAUCAAUUGCGAUCAUAAUUACGACCUUAAUUAUCGAUGUAAUUUAUUCUG
Messenger RNA from Andrographis paniculata, 934 nucleotides. RefSeq names its product protein SPIRAL1-like 5. The coding region runs from base 65 to 376 and encodes 103 amino acids. Gene Ontology annotation, biological process: cortical microtubule organization. Lineage: Eukaryota; Viridiplantae; Streptophyta; Magnoliopsida; Lamiales; Acanthaceae. The record is from RefSeq and is a predicted model, not a curated record. The transcript has 2 exons. Gene Ontology annotation, cellular component: cortical microtubule, transverse to long axis.